AUGCAGGCCCAAUUAGAUCCUGUAUUCUUUCUCAGUGACAUGCUAGAAAAGAAGGUGGCUGAGUUGGUGAAGUUCCUGAGUGUCAAGUAUGUAACAAAGGAGUCCAUCACAGAAGCAGAAAUGCUGAAGAGUGUCAUCAGAGAGCAUGAGGAUGACUUCUCUGUGAUCUUCAAGAAGGCCUGUGAAUGUGUGGAGGUGGUCUUUGGCAUCGAGGUGAAGCAGGUGGAUCCCAUAAGUCACACCUAUUUGCUCAUAAAAAGCCUGGAUCUCACCUAAGAUGGGAGGCUGAGUGAUUAGCAAUGCAUUCCCAAGAAUGGCCUCCUAAUCCUUAUUCUGGGUGUAAUCUUUAUGGAGGGCAACCAUGCCACAAUGGAGAAAAUCUGGGAGGUGCUGAAUAUGGUAAGCAUGUUUGCUAAGAAGAAAGCUUUCAUCUGUGGGGAGCCCAAGAAGUUCAUCACCAAAGAAUUAGUGCAGGAAGAAUACCUGGAAUACCAGCAGGUACCCCACAGUGAUCCUGCAUGCUGUGAAUUCCUCUGGGGCCCAAGGGCUUAUGUUGAGACCAGCAAGAUGAAGGUCCUGGAGAUUUUCUCUAGGAUCAGUGGGAGUGUUCCCACUUCCUUCCCAUCCUUGUAUGAGGAGGCUUUGAGAGAGGAGGAGGAGAAAGCCAAAGCUACACUUUCCAACAUUGAUAAUUUUGUGGUGGCCAGUUCACAAUCAAGAUCCAUGUCCAAAAACUUGUGA
Molecule: messenger RNA, 741 nt
Organism: Lepus europaeus (European hare)
Lineage: Eukaryota; Metazoa; Chordata; Mammalia; Lagomorpha; Leporidae
Product: putative MAGE domain-containing protein MAGEA13P
Exons: 1
Biological process (GO): negative regulation of transcription by RNA polymerase II
Cellular component (GO): nucleus
Source: RefSeq, a predicted model, not a curated record